Nelumbo nucifera (sacred lotus) is the source of this 1334-nucleotide messenger RNA. Its product is annotated as 11-beta-hydroxysteroid dehydrogenase A-like. Gene Ontology annotation, cellular component: cytosol. Lineage: Eukaryota; Viridiplantae; Streptophyta; Magnoliopsida; Proteales; Nelumbonaceae. Gene Ontology annotation, molecular function: oxidoreductase activity. The record is from RefSeq and is a predicted model, not a curated record.
CUUACGUGUUCACCAAGGUGAAGGUGUGCCAUGGCACUGGUUCAAAAGUUGUUAAAUUUGGUUCUUCCCCCCGUCUCCCUAUUCAUUCUAAGUCUCGCCCUCCCUAUACUGUUCAUCUUCAGAAUCCUCAAUUACAUCCUGACAUCCUUCUCUAGCGAGAACAUCACCAGAAAAGUUGUCCUAAUCACCGGCGCCUCAUCGGGCAUCGGCGAGCACUUAGCUUAUGAGUAUGGGAGGAGAGGAGCUUUUCUGGUCCUCGUCGCUAGAAGGGAGAAAAGCCUCAAGGAAGUUGCAAAGAGAGCAGCAGAGCUCGGCUCGCCUGAUGUUCUUGUCGUCUGCGCAGAUGUCUCCAAGCCCGAGGACUGCCAACGUUUCAUAGACGAAGCAGUCAGCCACUUUGGGCGACUGGAUCAUCUGAUCUGUAACGCUGGGGUCACUUCCGGCUGCAAAUUCGAGGAAACAAACGAUAUCACAAACUUCAGACCUGUAAUGGAUGUUAACUUCUGGGGAUCGAUUUAUCCAACUUAUUUCGCAAUCCCUCACCUGAGAAGGAGUAAGGGAAAGAUCGUCGUGAAUUCUUCAUUGGCCGGAUCAUUCCCCACACCGAUGUUGAGCUUGUAUGGUGCGAGCAAAGCUGCAAUGGAGAACUUCUACGAGACACUGAGAGUAGAACUGGCUGGGGAGGUUAAAGUAACGACAGUAACUCCUGGGUUUAUAGAUACAGAGAUGACUCAAGGCAAACACCUAUCCAAAGAAGGUUCUGUCAAAGUAGAACAAGAAUGGAAAAAUACUAUUAUUGGUGCAAUGCCAGUGAUGAGUGCCGGUGCAUGUGCGAAGGCUAUAGUGAAUGGAGCAUGCCGUGGAGAUCGGUACCUGACUGUUCCAUCUUGGUACAGGGUGGCCUUCCCAUUCCAAUUCUUUUGUGCAGAGCUGGUUGCAUUCUGGUCUCGGAUGGAUUCAAGAUCUACUUAUAACAGCUGAAGUUUCUUAGCUAAAUGGCUUAUUGCUUUGUCUUUUAAUCGAUUAAGUAUUUAAAUAGUAAAAUAUUAAGGGUAUAAUUCGGCCAUUAAGAUCCUUAAAAACUUAUUGGCUGAAAGACAAAGCAAUAAACUAUCAAGUUCAGCUAUUUCAGCUGUUACCAAACGACCCCUUAGAUUAAAGUAUACUGAUUUGUGUCUUUAAAUUAAUAUAAAUAAAUAAAAAGAGGAAUGGUUGUCUUCCUUUAUUAUUUUAUUUAUCAACAUCCUAUGCUUCCUUUAUCAAACAUUCUCCUGUACUUCAAUAUCAUUCCAUACUUUUAAUCCCAUGCUUCUUCCACGGUGCAAUGAACUAGU